GGGCCCUGGUACCGGGACCCCUGCAAAAGACCAUGGCCAAGGCCACGGCGACGCGGGCAGCUCCCGGAAGAGAGGACUGGAAGCCCACGGUGCUCUGAGUAGGAGCCCGGGCCUCAGACAAGCUGAGGCCACCCCUGGAGGCCAUGCAGUCUCGGAGUGGCGGGGCGGGCUGGGCCGCUUCGCACCUGCUACACCUUAUCCUUCUUUGCAGCUGCUGCUGCCUGAGUUUCUCACUACCCCUUGCAGGAUCAUUUACCCAGCUACCAAUUCCACACAACCAGAGAAUCCACCUCUAUAAUUUAGAGCAAGUUCUGAGCUGGGAUCCUGUCCCCAUAAGCAAGCUUACAAGCCCCGUGUUAUACAGCGUGGAGUAUCAUUACACGAGGAGUAAUUGGACGAAGGAGGCAAAUUGUACCAGAAUCGCAGAACCAAUAUGUAACUUCACAGCAGUCAGCCAACCACACUUCCAGCCUCAUUUUAACGUUACUUUACGUGUUAGAGCGGAGCUAGGAGAACUGGUUUCUGAUUGGGCAGUGACUCCUUGGUUUCAGCAUUACCUAAAUGCAACAAUUGGACCUCCAUCAGAUGUUAUUGUGACGCCACAUGAUGACUCUCUUAAGAUCAGAUUCAAGCCUCCCUUCAGAGCGGACUCUGGUAAAUUUCAGUAUUAUGUCCAUUACUGGGAGAAUGAUGGAAAACCAAUGGUCCAGGGCCCUUUCAACAGCCAAUCCAUCCAUCUGAAAGACUUAAAAGUCCCUGGGAAAUACUGUUUACAAGUGCAAGCAGAAUUGAUUCCUGACUAUGUGAUGUCACCUCGCAAAGGGCUAUUAAGUAACAUCUCUUGUCAUGAAACCUCAGCCAAGGCUUUAACUGAAGUUCAACAAACUUUAAUAAUAAUUUCUGUAUUUUUUACAUCAUUGCCUUUUCUGGUCCUCGGUUGCUACUUUGUGGCACAGAAAUUCCAAGGUCCAAUAAAGCAUUUUUUUCAUCCACCUCCAGGAAUCCCACCUCAAAUAAAAGAGUAUUUAAGUGACCCUGAUCAGCCUAUUUUAGAAGCCCUGGACAAGAAAUGCUCACCGGAAGAGCGCUGGGAUUCCUUAUCUGUUGUUUCUUGCCAAUAAGAGAAUCAAAACUAUAUUCAAUAGUAAUUUAAGUGACAGCCUUCACACAGGUAACGCCAAAAAGGAAAAUGACCUCAAGCCAAUAAACUGUGAAGAUGACUACCUAAACUUUACAGGGAUCCACUUUCCCGUAUUCCUCUCUAUCACAGAUGCCAUAUUUAAGGGUUUGGAACAAGUUUUAUUUUCUUUUUUAACUAAAGAUACAAUUAAUAAAUAGGUACUACUGGCAUUAUUCCAGUGACCAUUGAUUGUAAGUAGGUUCCUGGCUUAGAUGAAAACAAGAUGGUCCCUUCACAAAUGCCCCCCCCCAAAAAAAAACAACACUAAAUCUCUUAAAGCACAAAGUAUUUUGCAACAGCAUGCAUUACACAUCUACAUUGAGAAGCAGCAUAAUAUAAUGCUAAGAACUGCAGACUAUAAGCUGGAAUUAUUUCCAGUUUUGCCACUACUUCACUGGUUGAUCUCCAGGAUGUCUCUCCCUGCCUCAGUUCCUGUAAAAUGGAUUUGAACUAUGGGAAUCUUAAGGUUUUUUCUCCUCUAAAAUGUAUGUGUCCAACAGCUCUAUCAAGCCACCAUAUUCUUAGACUUGACUGUGGUUCCUUUCUCUUGGUUCUAAGAAAAUGUUAUGAUUUCACCUUGUAUGUAAAUAACUGUUAAUUAUAUUUUUUCUAAGUCAAGACAUUAUAUGGUUAAGCUUUUUUUUUUUUUUAAUCCUGUAUAAAAGCUAAUUUAUUUCCGUGUUUUCUGCAUUUUUUCUUCUCUGGUCUUCAGUUUACAUAUAAACAUGAUGCAGUUUUCUGUCUGGUAUCCAAA
Gracilinanus agilis (Agile Gracile Mouse Opossum) is the source of this 1934-nucleotide messenger RNA. RefSeq names its product interferon gamma receptor 2 (gene IFNGR2). The coding region runs from base 144 to 1121 and encodes 325 amino acids. NCBI's taxonomy places the organism in Eukaryota, Metazoa, Chordata, Mammalia, Didelphimorphia, Didelphidae. The record is from RefSeq and is a predicted model, not a curated record. Gene Ontology annotation, molecular function: protein binding. The transcript is spliced from 7 exons.